Molecule: messenger RNA, 2357 nt
Organism: Triplophysa dalaica
Lineage: Eukaryota; Metazoa; Chordata; Actinopteri; Cypriniformes; Nemacheilidae
Gene: fez1
Product: fasciculation and elongation protein zeta 1 (zygin I)
Exons: 10
Coding region: 328-1512 (394 amino acids)
Cellular component (GO): cytoplasm; axon
Source: RefSeq, a predicted model, not a curated record
GCAAUGCGCAGGCUCCGUGGAAGAGGAAAGGACGGCUGCUUCUUAAUGAUCAGUGAACAACACUGAGCCUCGUCUGACUUAGAUGAGACGCCGCUGAUCUGGAGCAGGGUACCCAGUGCAGCCAUCACGACUGGGAACGUUUGUCUUUUUGUGAGUGUGAUGGGAAUGACUUUGUCUACAUUGUGAUCAAGAUUAGCUGAUGCUGGUUUCACUCUGAUCGGAGGAAUAGGAGGGGCGCUUUCUACCCAGAUACACAAGGAGAGAUUUUUCUGCAGGCUUGUUCCAGCAUUGACCUCCACGUGACCGUGUGAUCUAGAGGGCAUCAGAAUGGAGGCCCCUCUGGUGUGCCUGGAUGAGGAGUUUGAGGAUCUACGGCCCUGCAAGAUGGAGGAGCUUGAUACAGAGUCUCCCUACAGGCCGCACAAAACCGUUCCUCUUGCCCCGCUGUGCCGUGAGGACUUCUCAGAGCUGGAGAACUUCUCUGAGAUGAUGAGCUUCAAGUCCAUGGAGGAUCUGGUCAAUGAAUUCGACGAGAAGCUGAACGUGUGCUUCCACAACUACAACACCAAGACAGAGGGUCUUGCACCUGUGCGUAACCAAUCACAUGCUGAGGAGGAUGAGGAACGGCUUCAAGAUGAAGAUGUGUGGGAUGCUUUGACUGACAACUACAUGCCCUCCUCUGUGUCCAGCUGGGACGACCCCAACUCAGAAACACUGAAUGGCAACUACUCAGAUCACGAGAUUCACGAGAAAGAAGAGGACGAGAUGAAUGAGAAGAAUGAAAAUGCCAACUGUUUGUCAGAUGAGCCUCUUAUAACAGCUGAUCAGGUUAUCGAGGAGAUCGCUGAGAUGAUGGAAAAUUCUCCAGAUCCUGUAGAGACUGAGGAAGAGGAGGAAGAUGACACUGGGAUCUCCUCCUCUAAAAGCAGCCCCUCCCUUCUGGAAGAGAUCCACAUGCUGUCUCAGGCGUCCAACAACAACUGCUCUUAUGAAGGUCUGGGGCUGAUGCCGAGCUCGGCGCUGCUCGACAUCUUGUGUCGGAUGGAGAAGGCGAUCCGAGAGUAUUCGGAGGACCUGGUGGCCCAGCUGGCCCGGCGGGACGAGCUAGAGUUCGAGAAGGAGGUGAAGAACACGUUCAUCACGGCUCUGAUGGAGGUCCAGAACAGACAAAAGGAGCAGAGGGACAUGAGCAAGCGUACCAAACGUAAAGACAAAGCCAUGAGUCUGCAAGGCUCCACUCGCUCCGAGAAAACAGGGACCAUGCCUGUGAAGCGCUUCAGUAUGGAGGGUCUGUCCAACAUCCUACAGACAGGGAUCAGACAAACUUUUGGGAACUCAGGGACAGAACGACAGUAUCUAAACACAGUCAUUCCAUAUGAGAAAAAAGGGACCCCUCCAUCUGUGGAAGACUUGCAAAUGCUCACAAAAAUUCUUUAUGCCAUCAAAGAGGACAGUGACAAGGUCCCAACCCUUUUGACUGACUAUAUAUUGAAAGUUCUGUGUCCUACCUAAAGACUGAGCGUGGUCUGCCAUCGGGGAGAGUGUGGAGAGGGCAGGUAUCUUUGUUCCACCUCUGUCUCCAGACCUUCGGUUGUCCAGCCCAGCUGCAUGAGCUCCCUUACCCAUUAUCAGCGAGGGACCCUGAACAUCUAACCAUCCUUCUCUUGCGUAUCGAAUGACCUUCGGCCCUCGCUCAUCUCACUGCAGUUCCUCCCUUACCUUAUUCACAUAGCCACGAGGUUCACACCACAUCGCCUGGUGCUUUUCAUGUUUUCUACGUAUGCCACUACGGGCCAAAAGCCAUAUAGAGUGUGUGAGGGUAACAGGCAGACUAUAUGAUUGGUUCAAAUCUUUGAUCAGGUAAAUUUUGUUAUUUUUUUUAGACAAGCCUAACAUCAGGCAAUAUUACACAACACUAUCAUUCCCAUCCGUUUGGAAGGCAGGUGAUGAGAAGGGCAUUAUUUCAUCUCUGUAAAGCGUAGGUGCAUUGAUUUAAGAGCACAUUUGAAAAUAAUCUAUCCUGCUUUUUGCUGUUUCAGUAUUGUGGCUUCAUUUCAGCCAAGUUGUUUGAAAAUACAGCAUGUUUCGUGUUCUACAUUAAUGCCAAGUUAUAGGGAAAAACCUUGUGACUUAUCUCAUUUUGAUUUUUCAUCCUGUGUAUGUUAUGUACAGUUCUACAUUUAUUUGACAAUGUACUAUUUGUUUUUAUAGAACUUUUUUUUUGACAACAUUAACUGUCAUUCAUGCUUUGUGCUUACAUCUUUAAUGUAUAUAUUUCUUAUUUACUAAGGGACAUGGAGGAAUGUGAAGUAUUGCUGAGUUAUAGAUCCAAUAAAUGUCAAAAAUUGUCAAAAGUC